GCAUUGAAAGGAGGCCUUGAAGGAUGCCUGUGACUUCAAGGUAGAUGACGCUGGGGCUAAGGUAACAUCAAGAUAAGGAGAAGAUUUGUAAAGCCACUACGCUGUCAAUAGGAUCAUGUGGUUGGGAAAGGAAGUUCACCGGCUGGAGUUGAAGCAAUAAAGAGCCCAGGUAAGAAAAAGCAGCCAAGAAUAUUAUUAUUGGUAUCUGGAGUUGAAUUUGCCAGGAAUGUGAGCAACCGCUUCCUCGGUAAAGAUCUUGCUUUUGGAAACAUCUUACCCCUUGGCAGCUCUUCAGAGUUCAGACUUGGCAGCAUCAAGAACACAAUACAAGGCUACAUGUCCAAAAUGGGUUGGUAGGAAAGCUCAGAGACUCAAGACAUCAAAGACUUCAUCACACUUCAUCAGUGUACUUCCAUGAUCACUGCAGCAGUGGGAAGAGAGAGUGGCAAAUUAUGCACUGGCAUUUAGAGUUUCAUUGGUCAAAGCAAAUUGCUUAAUUGCAAAUGGGGAACUUUGAAGAGCAGUGUUGCCCUCUACCAAGAGAGAAAGGAGAAUUGGAAGAUAUGUUUUCCAGACAACAGAGUCUGAGGCACAGCUUAUGCCUGGGUGCAAUACGAGGACAAGAAUGAAUGAAAAAUGGAAGAAAGAAAAACAGUAUAUGAGAAAAAAGAAACACAAGCAGGCAUUUUGGAGAUCAAAGAUGGGUAGAAAAGAUGCCUCCACUAUAAAACUUCCUGUUGAUCAGUACAGAAAGCAAAUUGGUAAACAGGAUUAUAAAAAAACCAAACCUAUUUUACGAGCAACCAAAUUAAAAGCAGAAGCAAGGAAAACAGCAAUAGGCAUAAAGGAAGUUGGCCUUGUACUUGCAGCAAUAUUGGCCCUCCUACUGGCUUUCUAUGCUUGCUUUUAUCUCAGACUGUCAACAGAUGUUGACCCUGAUCUGGAACCAGACGAAGAUUAGCUGAGCAGCAGUCAAUUCAUGAAAAGGAAGAUAAUUUUAUAAAAGCACCUCAUGGGACCGAUACUUUCUGAAGUACUGAAACAGCAACAUCUUGACUUCUUUCUACUGAUAGUUUCGGUUUGCAGAAAUAUCUUUUUAAAUAGUUGCAUAGGGUAUCAGGAAAAGAACCUUACCUAGCAAUGUAGUAUAAUGUAUGCUACCAGAUACUUUUAAAAUCUUUAUACUUUGACAGGCAACCUAUUCAUGGUGCAUUUAGAUAACGUGGAAAACAGAUCCUAAAUUCUUCGGAUGCCUUUGGCCAUUUAUGUGUAUAACACCAUCACAUGCAAAUUACUAAAUCUAUUUUUGCUCCAUAUACAUCAUAAAUAAAAGUAUAUAUCCUCAUUUACAGAAACAUUCUCAAAUCACAUUCAGAGCCUAAGAAAGAAUGAAAAGUCAUGGGAAAUUUUUCAUUUUACUAAGAAGCCCUGCUUUCUUUCCAGACGUAUUUUAUAUCACGAGAGAGACUAUCUGCACAUGCAGCUACAGUACUUUUUCCUUCGUUGCCAACUGUUCGGUGCACAUGUGCUCCAUCAGAAAUGGCACCUGGAUGACAGAAGCUCAAAGAGUCACAUAUGUCUCUAAAAUAGAGUUCCUUUCCUCUUGGGCUGUCUGAACUGGCGUAAAUAGAAAGUUCAGUUGAUCUUGAUUUUAAUUAACUUAUUACUCUAUUACUGUAAACUUGGAAUUCUAUUUUAAUUAUGUUCUUCUGGCUUCUUGCAGUAUCAGUUUGCCCCUCUUGUUAGGGAGACAUGUAACAGUCUGUCGUUUAAUUGUGCAGUCUUUCUCACACAACAGUCGUAGCAGAAGUCCUACCUACUCACAAUCAUUUUUCUUGUCUCUUAAAUCUGAACAAUACAAAGUAGUUUUACAAAAUUACAGUUUGUCUCUUGUGAGUUAAUGAAUUAGAACUUUUACAUGAAAAAUAAAUAAUAGAAGAAAGUAUGUCUCAUAUUACUCACAUAUGUAGUUCUCUGUUUAUAUAAUUUUUCAAGAUCUUUUCUAUUUUGGGGGUAUAACAACCAAUAUAUUCAAUAUUUUUACUGGUAGUGGAAUUUUCUUAUAUUUUUAGAACACAUGAAUACAUAAAGCUUAGAAAAUGGAAAAAUAUGUGUCCGCAGCAGAGUUGUUAGCUCUGCUACCUUAUAUAAAGAUGUGUAGAAAAUGAAUAAUUUGAAGCAUGCACAAAGUGUUUUAUGGUAUAUACAUUGUAUUUAUGGAGAGUAAAUAAAAUGUUAAGAUUGAUUCCAUA
Molecule: messenger RNA, 2252 nt
Organism: Equus quagga
Lineage: Eukaryota; Metazoa; Chordata; Mammalia; Perissodactyla; Equidae
Gene: TRIQK
Product: triple QxxK/R motif containing
Exons: 7
Coding region: 599-961 (120 amino acids)
Cellular component (GO): endoplasmic reticulum membrane
Source: RefSeq, a predicted model, not a curated record